UAUAAUAAUAAUAGUUAAAAAAAAAAAACAAUCUAACCUAACCCCAUAACCCACGCAGCCCCACACCCACAAUUGCUGAAACCAUAAAAAAAAAACAAUUCUUUUCUCUCUCUGUGCUCGUUGCUUUCUUUCUUCUCCUGUGCGCAGCUUUGGUUCUUUUCUCUUCUCUUCAAUUUUCUUUCUUCUUCAAAGGAAACAAAAUACUACACAAUACCCCCACCAUCAAAUAGACGUUGGUGAAGAGAAAUUAUCUUGCAAGUGGAAAAGAUGUUGGGCAUGGUUUUGGGAGAUAGGGUUUGUGCUAAAGAAUGAGAAGAGUACCCACCGCUUCACGAUUACUCAGUCGGGUUAUUGAGAUCUGCCGGUUAGUGGUUCGUUUGGUUGUCGCGUAGUUGUGGAGAGCAAUCGUGCUGGUUCUUCGUAACUAUUUUCAGGCAGCUUAGUAGCAGACUGUUGUCAGAUUCAGAUCAUUCGACUUAUUUCCUUUAGCAGGCAUCUCAGUGGUAUGAAGAUCUUUGUGAAAGUUCAGUCUUUACAAUUUCAAGAAAAAUAAGUUGGAGAUUCUACCCUAGGAAUUGAGCCUAAAUUGUCAUUUGUUUUGUUCUCAUGGCACCCUCCUCCUUCACCUACGAUGUGUUCCUCAGCUUUUGUGGAGUUGAUACUCGAUUCAGUUUCACUGGGAAUCUUUACAAAGCUCUUCACGAGAGGGGAAUCAACGCCUUCAUAGAUGACAAGAAGCUCGAGAGAGGGGAGGAAAUCACACCGUCACUUCUCAACGCAAUUGAACACUCCAAGAUUGCCAUCAUUGUUCUCUCUGAGAACUACGCAUUUUCGUCAUUCUGUUUAGAUGAACUUUCCAAGAUCCUUGACUGCAUGAAGGAAAUGGGUCAGUUGGUCUGGCCAGUUUUUUAUCAAGUGGAUCCUUCUGAUGUGCGGAAGCUGAGCGGGACUUAUGGAGAAGCCAUGGCUAUGCAUGAGCAGAGGUUCAAGGAUAACUUGGACAGGUUGAUCAAUUGGAAGAUUGCUUUGUAUGAAGUGGCUAACUUGUCUGGAUGGCAUUUUAAGCAUGGGGUAUAUGAACAUGAUCUUAUUAGGAAGAUUGUUGAAGAAGUAGCAAGAAAGAUCAAUCCUUUUGCUCUACCCAUUGCUGAUUACCCAGUUGGACUGGAGACCCAAGUGUCAGCCGUGAUUUCACCUUUGGAUGUUGAGUUGGAUGAUAGAGUCCACAUGGUAGGGAUUUAUGGAACCGGUGGUAUAGGUAAAACAACCCUUGCGCUAUCGGUUUAUAAUUCGGUUGCCAUCCAUUUCGAAAGUUUAUGUUUUCUUGAAGAUGUUCGAGAAAACUCAAAAAGAUAUGGCUUACUAUAUCUCCAAAAGAUCCUUCUUUCUAAAACAGUUGGAAGGGAGAAAUUAACCAGUGUCAAAGAAGGAAGUUCAAUAAUACAACACAGGCUCCGACAAAAGAAGGUUCUUUUGGUUCUAGAUGAUGUUGACAAAAUGGAGCAAUUAGAGGCUGUUGCUGGAAGAUCUAAUUGGUUUGGUCCUGGCAGUAGAGUUAUCAUUACAACGCGGGAUAAACACUUGCUAGAACGUCAUGGGGUUGAAAGAACAUAUGAAGUGACCAAUCUGAAUGAGGAUUAUGCUUAUGAAUUGCUUACAUGGAAGGCUUUCAAAACCGACAAGGUUGAUCCAAGUUAUGUGGAUAUUCUAAACCGUGCAGUAAAUUAUGCUUCUGGCCUUCCAUUGGCCUUGGAAGUAAUAGGCUCCAACUUGUUUGGAAAAAGUAUAGAAGAAUGGGAUUCUGCAUUAGAUUUGUAUGAAAAGAUUCCAAAUAAAAAGAUUCAAGAGACACUUGAAGUGAGCUUUUAUGCUUUGGAGGAAGAAGAGCAGAGUGUUUUUCUUGACAUUGCUUGUUUCUUCAAAGGAUAUAGAUUGCCAAGGGUCAAGGAAAUUCUUCAAGCUCAUCAUGGUAUCAGAUUGGAGUACCACAUUGGAGUAUUGGUUAAAAAAUCUCUUAUAAAGAUUAGUCAAUAUGAUGUUGUGACAUUACAUGACUUGAUAGAGGAUAUGUGUAAAGAAUUUGUUCGACGAGAAUCACCAAAUAUACCUGCGGAACGUAGUAGACUAUGGUCUGGUGAAGACAUAGUUCAAGUUUUAGAAACGAACACGGGAACGAGUAAAAUUGAAGUCAUAAUCCUGAGUUUCCGGUCAUUUGAAAGAAAACCAAAUAGCAUACGUUGGGAUGGAAAGGCUUUCAUGAAGAUGGAAAAUCUCAAAACACUUAUCAUAAAAGAUAUUUCUUUUUCCAAAGCUCCCGAGUAUCUUCCAAAUAGUUUAAGAUUAUUGGAAUGGGGGAAGUAUCCUUCACUUAAUUUUCCAUCUGAUUUUCAUCCAAAGGAGCUUACCAUAUGCAAGUUAGACUACAGUGACUGUAACUCAUUCAAGUGGGCUGGCUUCGUGAACAAGAAGUUUGAGAAGAUGAGAGUUUUAAACUUGGAUAACUGUACAUGUUUAACUCAGACACCUGAUGUAUCUAGUCUCCCCAAUUUAGAAGAAUUUUCUUUUCAAAGUUGUAUGAAUUUAACUACAGUUCACCAUUCAGUUGAAUUCCUGGUUAAACUUAAAAUCUUGAAUGCUACCAGUUGCUUCGGGCUUAAGAAUUUCUCAUUCUUCCUCAAGUUGGCCUCGCUUGAAAAACUCCAACUAUCAUUUUGCUCUGGGCUUGAGAGUAUUACAGAAAUAGGAAAGGAGGGAAAUAUAGCACAUCAUCACUUGGAACAGACUCCCAUUCAAAAUCUUACUCCGCUUCAAACGUUACAUGUGGAUCACAAUGGAAUUUUUCAUUUGCCAAAUACUGUUGUGGGCGGGGGAUGUCUAUUGCCAAGACAGGAUGAAGAAGUAGAAGUAGUGGGUUCAACUCGGUCUUCAAAUGUGGAAUAUCUUGAUCUCUCAUAUUGCUACCUGUCAGAUGAAUUUUUGGCAAAAGGCCUCAAGUGGUUUACUAAUGUGAAAGAAUUAGACCUUUCAAACAACAAGUUCACAUACAUUCCUGAAUGCAUCAAAGAAUUUCAAUUUUUAUGGAAGCUUGUCUUGGCUGGUUGUAUUGGGCUUCAGGAAAUCAAAGGGAUUCCGCCAAACUUAGAAAAUCUUAGUUUGGAUAACUGCAAGAUAUUUCAAGAACUUAGUCAACUUACACAGGUUCCACCGAGAUUGAAAACUUUCUCUGCAUUGAACUGUGAAUCCUUGACUCCCUCAUUUAAAAGCAAAUUACUGAAUCAGAAACUGCAUGAGGCUGGAAACACCCAGUUUCGCUUGCCUCGAGCACAGAUUCCAUGUUGGUUCGAGCACCUGAGCACGGCAGGACGAUCAAUUUCUUUCUGGUUUCGAAACAAAUUUCCAGAUAUGGCUUUCUGUGUUCUUUCUCCAUUGACAUGGACAAAUUAUGAUGUAAUUGUGAUCAUCAAUGGCAAAAAGUUUUUCUAUAGGGUUGGUACGUGUAGAUUCAUGCGGCCGGAAUUGUACCAUAUACAUCUUUUCCAUAUGCAAAAGGAAAAAUUCAAUGAUAAUAUGGACAAUGCACUCUUGGAAAAUAAGUGGAACCGCGCAGAGGUUAACUUUAGGUUCGCAUUCCAUCAAUGCGGAAUCCAUCUAUUGGAUGAGAAAAGUAGCAUGGAGGAUUUUCAAUUCACCGAUCCCUAUGAUAAGAGAGAGAUAUUUGACUUGAACUUACCACUACUUCGCGACGAUGAUGUUGAUAUGCAUUUGUUACUGAACGUGUUCAUUGCUAUCAAAUGUUUGUAACAGUUUCUAUUGAGCACAUUGAAACACAACUUUGAAUUAUUGCUAUCGAGCAUUGAUUCUGAUGUGAAUAAAACAGAAUGUGAUUAACUCUUCCAAUUCUGAGACUCCAGCCAUGCAAUUAUAGUGUCCUUAAAGAUAACUUGUGUACGUUGUUGACAAGAGAUGUCGAAGCAGUGAUGAAGAGGAAGGCUGAAAAUUGGAUCUUGUUGCUGCGGUUAGGAAGCUUCUGAUGCUGGUUGUCCAUGUCCUAUUAUGUAAAUAAAAAAUUUCGUCCAUUACCUUUGUUCAUUUUACAUUUUUAUUUGGCUUAAUUCCAGUUUGGGCCCCUGAUGUUUCAAGAAUGGGCGAUCCGCACCCCCCGUGUAUAAAAGUUGCGGUCAAGCUCCCCUUUGUUACAAAACUGUGCUAACGAAGCCCUUCCGUUAGCUUCCGUCUGUUGACCAAACGGAAGUGGCUUCAUUAAUUGACGUGGCGGCCACGUGUUAUUAUAUUUUCUUUAAGCAAUUAUUUUUUCAUGAAAAUCACCCCCCCCCCCCAAUUCAUAAGACCCGAUCCCCCAAAUUGAUUGCAGACUUGAACCCUAAUUUCACCAUUGUUGAAGAGAAAAGAAAGGGAGAAGAAGAUAGCAGUAGUUUGAAGAACCGGUGCGAGGGAGAAGACGAUAGCAGUAGCUUGAAGAACCGAUUCCCCCCAGGAAGUCGCUGCUGCGAUAGAUGGAAAGAGGAAGCCAAAUGUCAAGUGGAAGCUCCAUGACCCAUGGGUCUGUUCGAGGAACGACAAGGGUUUGCGAUUGUGGGGCUGAGUCGAAACUAGUUACAUGUUGGGUGGGUGAAAAUGCUGGCCGGCGAUUCUAUGGAUGUGGAAAAUAUCAAGUUUAUGGGAGGAGGUUGUGCUCAUAUUUUCAUUGGUAUGAUGGGGAAGGCAAUGUACGUGAUAGGAAGGUUAUUUCUGGGCUAAUCCGCAAGCUUGAAGUGCAUAAGAAGAAGGAGAUCUAUUUGACUAGGUGUUGUGUCAUUGGGUGGGGACUUAGUGCAGUUUUUCUGCUUGUGAUUGUAAUGUUGUUGCUGAAAAUUUACCUUAGGAAAUAGGGCUCAUGUCAUGUACUGGUUAGGAAUUAAGCCUACUUGGUUAUGAUGGAAUGUAAUUGGUAGCCUAAUUGCUACUUGAUAUUCUAAUGCAAUGAGAAUUCUCACAGUUUAGUCUAAA
Lotus japonicus is the source of this 5007-nucleotide messenger RNA. RefSeq names its product disease resistance protein RUN1-like. The record is from RefSeq and is a predicted model, not a curated record. The coding region runs from base 607 to 3801 and encodes 1064 amino acids. Gene Ontology annotation, molecular function: protein binding; ADP binding. Lineage: Eukaryota; Viridiplantae; Streptophyta; Magnoliopsida; Fabales; Fabaceae. The transcript has 11 exons. Gene Ontology annotation, biological process: defense response; signal transduction.